Molecule: messenger RNA, 3385 nt
Organism: Scomber japonicus (chub mackerel)
Lineage: Eukaryota; Metazoa; Chordata; Actinopteri; Scombriformes; Scombridae
Gene: tomm70
Product: translocase of outer mitochondrial membrane 70 homolog A (S. cerevisiae)
Exons: 12
Coding region: 64-1806 (580 amino acids)
Molecular function (GO): protein binding
Source: RefSeq, a predicted model, not a curated record
CGCUCACGCUGUCUGACGCACGCAGGUACUCACUGCUGGCUAGCCACUGCUCGCGUAUAGAUCAUGGCUGCUUCAAAGCCAGUCGAGCCACAGUCCGGGACUGGACUCCCCCGCUGGCAGCUGGCACUGUUAGUCGGGACUCCCAUAGUGCUGGGGGUCGGGGCGGUUUAUCUAUGGAACCGCAGCCGGACGAAGGAAAGGCGAGGGAAAGAUACCGGAGAGCGGAAAACACCGGAAGGCAGCGCCAGUCCAGUGCAGGGCCAAGACGGCGCAGCCCGGGCCAGCAGAGAGCAGGAGGACAUGAGCCCACUGGACCGGGCCCAAGCAGCAAAGAACAAGGGCAACAAGUACUUCAAAGCUGGGAAGUAUGAGAACGCCAUCCAGUGCUACACAGAGGCCAUCGCUCUCUGCCCCACAGAGCAAAAGUCUGAUCUGUCAACGUUUUACCAGAACAGAGCAGCAGCUUACGAACAACAGAUGAAGUGGACAGAAGUGGUGCAGGACUGCUCUCAGGCUGUGGAGCUUAACCCACGCUACGUGAAGGCUCUCUUCAGGAGGGCUAAAGCUCUGGAAAAACUCGACAACAAGAAGGAGUGCCUGGAAGAUGUCACAGCGGUGUGUAUUCUCGAGGCUUUCCAGAACCAACAGAGCAUGCUGCUAGCAGACAAGGUGCUGAAACAGCUGGGAAAAGAGAAGGCCAAAGAGAAAUACAAGAAUCGUGAGCCCAUGAUGCCUUCUCCUCAGUUCAUCAAGUCCUACUUCAGUUCAUUCACUGAUGACAUCAUCUCACAGGCCCUGCAGAAGGGCGAGAAGAAAGAUGAAGACAAGGACAAUGAGGGCGAGGCGGCAGAGGUCACUGAGAGCUCUGGCUACCUGAAAGCAAAGCAGUACAUGGAGGAGGAGAACUACGACAAAAUCAUCAGCGAAUGCACCAAGGAGAUCGAGUCAGGCGGUCGCUACACCGCCGAGGCUCUGCUGCUGCGUGCCACAUUCUACCUGCUGAUUGGCAACGCUACUGCCGCUCAACCAGAUCUGGACCGAGUAAUCAACAUGCACGAUGCCAACGUGAAGUUACGAGCCAAUGCUUUGAUCAAACGUGGAAGCAUGUACAUGCAGCAGCAGCAGCCCAUGCUCUCGACACAAGACUUCAACAUGGCAGCCGACAUCGACACACGCAACCCUGACGUGUAUCACCACAGGGGUCAGCUGAAGAUUCUGCUGGACCAGGUGGACGAGGCCGUGGGAGACUUCGACGAGUGCAUCCUGCUCAGGCCUGACUCGGCUCUAGCCCAGGCGCAGAAAUGCUUCGCUCUCUACAGACAAGCGUACACUGGAAACAACCCGUCACAAGUACAGACCGCCAUGGACGGCUUUGAGGACGUCAUCAGGAGGUUCCCAAAGUGUGCUGAGGGCUACGCUCUCUAUGCUCAGGCAUUGACUGAUCAGCAGCAGUUUGGAAAAGCAGACGAGAUGUACGACAAGUGUAUUGAACUGGAACCAGACAACGCUACCACAUAUGUCCACAAGGGUUUGUUACAGCUUCAAUGGAAACAGGAUCUCGAUUUAGGUCUAGAGCUCAUCAGUAAGGCGAUCGAGAUCGACAACAAAUGUGACUUCGCUUAUGAAACUAUGGGAACCAUCGAGGUUCAAAGGGGCAAUCUGGACAAGGCGAUAGAGAUGUUCAACAAGGCGAUUAACCUAGCCAAGUCAGAGAUGGAGAUGGCCCAUUUGUACUCGUUAUGUGAUGCUGCAUACGCACAGACAGAAGUGGCGAGGAAGUACGGGCUGAAACCUCCGACGCUGUAAUUUUCGAGGCCUGUCGAUUGCCAAUCUCAGUCUUCAUUGCUGAACCUAACUGUGUUAAAAAGUGCAACUGUCUGACUUACUAUGAUUUGUCAAAAAGAAAGAAAAAAAAAAAAAGAGUACUGGAUCAUAAAAAGAUUUAAAAAAGGAUGCACCCUGAAUAUUAUACUGUGUUUACAUCACAUUAAAGGGGUUUGCUGUCAUGGAAACGAUGGAUAUAUAUUUCACAAUCAAGCCAAGGCAGCGAUUGAGGCCUCUGGUGUACUCUGUAGGUUGAUUUAGGUAGGGGUCUGGGUCUUUAACAACACAGCCCAUUGACACUUAAUUCAGCCAGAAAAUCGUCAUCUUUUUUUUCUUUUCUUUUUUCUUUUUUUUUUGCUCAGAGUAAAGAAAGAUUGUCAUCUAGAGAGAGAAAAAAACAUACAUGAACAGUCAUGUAUACCUGUCCACAUUACAAGUAACGAUGUAAAAUGUAAGAGAAAUGGAGACGUGAACCAAUUACUAAGGUUUUUGUGACACUUUUAGAUCUACAGAAAAUACUGUGAGAGCUUUAUCUAGUUCUAAUGGACUGCUCACCUGUUAAUUUAAGCUGACCUGAAGGGGUUUUGUCCGGCUACCUUCUACAUUGUAACAUACAGCAUCAGCUCUGAAUGCAAGAUUAAAAUUAUAGUCAAAUGUGUAAUGUCUGUGUUUGUAAUGCUGGAACUGAUCCCAUACGGGAUAAGGGCGUACAGAGGAGUUAGAUUAGGAUCCUGAAGUGUUUUUUUUUUUUGUUUUUUUUAAAUUACAGGACUGCCUGUUGUUUUUUUUUUGUUGUUUUUUUUUAAUAUAUAUUUUUUGUGCAGCAUGUUCACUUUAUAAAUAAAUGUAAAUGCAAUGCUCGUGCUGUUUGAACACUAGGAACACCCUAACGAUAAGAGGCUGAGCAAAACACUUUGGAUUAGGAAAACAUAACCAACUUCAUGUCUUUAGCUUUUUUUGAAAAUGUUUUUUGCCUUUAGUGUCAGAAAAUGUCACGAGGGAUUGGAUAUUCAGUGUUUGUUUUCUAGCUCACCUAAAUUGAUAAGAACCUGAUUUAUUUUCUAUACUAUUGUAAAAUGUUUAUUUUUCAUGCAACAUUUGGUUUCAUCUUUUUUGACAGAGUAAGAAGACAAAUGGUUUGAUUUUAUUUUUUCUCUACGUGCCCUCCUUUUUAAAUGUAUCCUCCCAUAACCCAAGCCUUAUUGUUUCCAGUCUACACGCGGUGCUGAGAGUCUUUUGGCACAGCGUAUGAUUUGGUUCUCAGGUAGCAAGGAGCUACCACUGCUGAAAGAUGUUUUCAUCCAUCUAGCAGCAUUAUUGGCUCCAUUUCUUUUAACGUACGGCAUUGCCAAAGAACCAAAUCAUACAUUCCUGCUGCAGCUGGUUACUUCUGGUUACUUCUCUUCAGAUUUUAGAGAAACAAAACGGGUUAACCUCUGAUAUAUAGAUGUGAUCUUCAGCUUUAGAUAGCCACUAAAUUUUGACUGACAAAUGACACUGACAUUCUUCAUCAACAAUAUGUAUGGUGACCAAAGUGAAAGAAUCCUAAUAAAGUUAUAAU